UUUCCAACGGUCGACAAAGGAGAAACCCCAAUCCAAUCCUAAGAGGAAAAGGAAAAGGAUUAGGGUUAUUCGGGCUCACUCCAUUUCCGUUCUCUAUCACUCAUGGCGAAGCUCUAAAAAGGUCUCGCCUUUACUCUCUCUCUCUCUCUCUCUCUCUCUCUCUCUCUCUCUCAUCAACCCUAGUAAGAAGAAGAAGACGAAGCUUCAAGAGAGGUAGAGAAACCCUAGAUUUUGAUCUCCAUGGGUUGUUUCCUUGGAUGUUUCGGAGGGCCCAAGGAUCGAAAGCAUCGGCGAUCGCCGGAGGCGUCGCAACUCGGAGAUCCGAUUAAGCAACCAUCACUGAAGCAAAUCUCACUGCCUCUUUCGCCUGCGCUGUUUCCUCCGGAAGCCGCUCUCGUGCCGAUUCCGGAGCCUGAGCUGAGAGUGAUUAAUGAGCAGGGGAACUUGGGUAGCUCCAGGAGAAGGGUUGUGACUUUUGAUCUGAAUAUCACGACGUAUGAACCGGUCGCAAUCCACGAAGAGGAGAAUCAUCUAUCGGAAGAUGAUGAAGAGCUCGAAGCGAUAGAGAAAGUGGAGAAGCCGAAAAGUGAAGAGGUCAAUUUUACGCUGGAGUCCACGACUUACCCUUCGAAUCAUAGAUAUCAGAAUUGUGAAAGUGAUGAUGAUGCAAACGGAGAACACAGUGAGGAUGGAGGAGAUGAAGAGGAGGAUUACGAGGACUAUGACAUUGAUGAGGUGGAUGAUGGUGAUGGAUUAGGUAUCGUGGAAAAUGAGGAGUCGUAUGAAUCAUACUUUUCACGGCCAUCUGAUGACGAACUGCAAAUCACGCGAGAAGUCAACAGUCCUGCACCCAAGAGCAUGUGUUCUCCCGACAAGCAAUCUACCCUUUUGCUUAAACGCAAACCGCGGGACAGGAGCCAAUACGUGCAUCCCGUGUUGAACCCAGUGGAGAAUCUAUCCCAGUGGAAGCAAGUUAAGGUUCACACUAUUCCCGUAAGGAGUAUGGAUAAAGAGAAUAGAGAUUUGGUUCUUGAGAGCAAGAUACGUAUUAGCCCUAAUCCUUCGAGAAAACAGGAAGUCUCCGUGGACAGUAGCCUUUCAUCUUGGCUAGUUUCGUCAGGAAAAUCAACAGUUGAAAGGACAGUAAGAAACUCUGCUCAAACGCAUCCUUCAUUCAGUCGAGAAGAACGAGCAAUAUUGGGUUCUUCGACUGUUGAGUAUACGAAGAGAACACCAGCAACUUUGUCUUCGAGGUCUCCAAGCAGGAGCCCUGAUGAAAUCGCCAUCGUGGGUGCUGGCUCUGGCUAUUCUUUUUGUAGAUAUAAUUCUGAUGCCAAAGGGAUCCCAAAUACCACAAGCAAAUACAGAGAGGAUAAAGUAGUUAAUUGGCAUUCGACUCCCUUUGACGUAAAGUUGGAAAGAGCUCUUAACAAAACCAGUGCUUAAUCUUGCGUGUGUUGCUUCAGUUGUCGAAGAUAUUAUUGUGUGAGUUUCAUUACGUUGUGCUGAUAAAGCAUAUUCUUAUAUUACAUUUGUGAGUUUCAUUACGUUGUGUUGAUAAAGCAUAUACUUAUAUUACAUUUGUAUAAUAGAUUUACGAGUGCAAAUUCAGCUGUUCUUGGUC
Messenger RNA from Ananas comosus (pineapple), 1624 nucleotides. RefSeq lists its product as uncharacterized. The transcript has 4 exons. Gene Ontology annotation, biological process: male meiosis II. The coding region runs from base 241 to 1446 and encodes 401 amino acids. NCBI's taxonomy places the organism in Eukaryota, Viridiplantae, Streptophyta, Magnoliopsida, Poales, Bromeliaceae. The record is from RefSeq and is a predicted model, not a curated record.